CUACAAAACUAUCAUAUUGGUGGGCGAUUGUCAGACAACAGCUUGAUUCCAGAAGGGAAAAGAUGUAACAGUUUUUAUCAGCAGACUCGCCCAGCGAGACUGCCUGGCUAGUGUUCGAGAUGACUUUAUUCUAUUAUGCAGCUAUGAUAUAUAAAAUGUAAAAACGAACUGUUGCAUUGUUAUAACUGAUGAGAAGACAAACGUUUUAAGAAAACAGUAAGAAGUAAAUACACAGCGUGAAGCAGAAGCAAAGACAGCUAGAGACAAAUUCUAGACGAUCACAAGGCUACUAAGAUAUGUAGUUAGAAAAGAUGCAUGGAUUGUACGUAGGAUGUGGCGACUGUUUUUUUCCAUGCCCGCUCUCCACGUCUGACAGAAUACUCAUGGUGCUACAAGUUUUGUGUUUCUGGAUCAAAUAUAUUUCGCAUAAACAGUGAUUGAAAGUUGGGUAAAUUUUUCUUAACUUAAACAUACAUUAUGCAAGAGCUAAAUCUGCCUAUUGCAGGUAUUUCUUUAGGCCCGAAAUGUUAUCUAAAUUAUUAAUUAGACAUUAAUUCACUUAUCCAGACCAUAUCAACUCUCGAUGUCAUCACUAGCCUGCGAUAUUUACUGAAUUGGAAUCCAACCUGCUGCUCAACGCUCAUUCAUGAUUAAAGAUUACAUCAAAAAUUGGAUUAUUGGCUGUUACCUCAUCAUAUUAUUUUUCUGCUUAUACAACGUCUGGUUAAUCCAUUCUACUAUAUCCAGGACAUCAAGUCCAUCCGAUCAAGGAAUUGUUAGAAUACUAGAUCUACAUGCUUCUUCUAUUGGACGCCGAAGACUAUCGUUAGUGAAAGAAUACCUAGCAAACUUGCCAUCGUAUUUUCAGCUACAUGACUUGAGGUCAAAGGUCAAUGAUGCAGGAUUUAACUGCACUGUUUCCAAAACGGCUCCAAGAUUUCCCGUAUGUGUUUACGAACCCGAAGCUGAUCAGUACAUAUCCGGUGCUUUGUUGUCGGGAGGUGUUUGGGAGCCAUACCUGACUAAAGUUUUUCAAAUUGCGUUAACGAAACAUCCAAAUGCUGUGGUCAUAGAUAUUGGCGCCAAUAUUGGAUAUUUUAGUUUACUCGCUGCUAAAAUGGGACAUAAUGUAAUCGCCGUGGAACCUGUGGCAGAAAAUGUUAGAAGAUUCCACAAAGGGGUUCAGUUGAAUAAUUUUCAAGAUAGCGUUAAUUUGUUAAAAAAUGCGAUGUCCAAUCGGCAUCAGAACGUUUCUCUGUCUGUAAAUAAAUCUAAUCAAGGUGGUAUAAAAGUUAUAGAAAAUGUACAAGAAGGGGAGACAAUUCCCACUAUAACUCUGGAUGAUCUCCUGUUUGUGAUGACGCCAAAUGAAGCUAUUAUAAAGAUUGACAUUGAGGGUUAUGAAUGUAAAGCUCUGAGUGUAUCGAAACAAUUCUUUAACACGAUUCACGUACCCUAUAUAUUCAUGGAAUGGCAGCAGAUGUUUAAAAAUAGACAUCAAGCGUCACCAUGUCCUAUCUCAUCAAUUCAUCAUCUGACAGAUAUGUUAGCUCGUAGAGGCUUUGUACCCCAUGAAGUACAUACUGGUAUAGAGUUAAACGUAGAGAGAAGUACGACGAUCUGGAGAGUUGGUGAUAUUUACUGGAGGCAUAAAUCCCACCCAUUGUUAAUACCUUCACUUUAACAUAAACAGUGAUGGUCUCAAUUACAGACUAGACUGAUACAAGUAAUACAAUCUGCAGGACUAGUGAUAUUAAAUGGAGAAAAAAAAAGUCACAGUCAUGCGCUUAAUAUAUCAACUCUGAAGCUACGAAGAAUUAACCCCUAACUUAAUUUACAGUUAUAAGUUUGCGAACGAAUCACUGAUAUAGUGAAGACAAAAGUGAUUCUCAGUGAUACAAUUGGGGGGGGGGGUAAAAAAAAAGGAAAUGGGUCCUUGAAAUAAUCCGAAAGUUGUAAUCGUCAAGCAAUAAACUGACAAGACUGGAUUGAAACUAAUGAAGGGCUAAUGUUUGAAAUGUGUUUAUGGAUUAAACAACUUUAGUUUCUACAGAGUCUUGUCUGCUCUUUUCUUUGAUUAUUACCUCCCUUGGAUUUUUUACAUAUAUAAAUAGAGAGAUGGUGGGGAAUCAGAUGGUGUCCUUCAUUAACUCAUGCCUAGGCCCUGGGUUCACAAAGCAUUCUCGGACUUUUGUUAAGAAUUUACUCAAACUUGUUCGCCUUGUUUUAUCUAAAAUAUUAUAGCCCUUUAUAAUAAUUUUGUUGUUUGAAUGUAUCAGAUACAUCAAUAAGAAAUUAUGUGGAAAGUUUUGUGUUUCUGGAUCAAAGAUAUUUCUCAUAAACAGUGAUUGAAAGUUGAGUAAAUUCUCAACUUAAGCCUGAGAAUACUUUGUAAACUCGGGGCCUGAUUACCACCAUAGGUUAAUUAAGCAGACACUCGGUACAGUGUUCUGGGGAGUUGGUAAAAUCUGUUGGAGACAUUACUGACAUAUCUUUACUUUAUAAUCAUAUCUGGAAACUUAACAAGCCUGGAAAUAAGGCAUCUGUCACAGACAAUGUCAGGCACAGAUUCAGGCUUUGUCAGGCACUAAACCUCUGGUGCCUGUCAUUUUGUCCGGCACUGAUUUGUUUUUUUUAUUGAUAUUAUUAAUACAUGUCUGGCACUAACUUGAAAAUUUCAGGUGCUAUUUCAUUAGUGCCUGACAUUUUGUCAGGUACAUCUAAAACCGUUAUUUGCAGGCCUGGGAAACAAAUUAACUUAUCACAAAAGUAUAAUUGGUCCACAACAGCAUUGUCCUUUAAGAAACUUGUUUAAUACUGGUUUUCAAGAAUGUUGAAAUAGUAGUCAUGGUGCCAAAUGUGCAAAAAUGUAAUUCUAGUUUUCUUAAAAAUGAAAUUCCUUUUGUAAGUCUCCACAUUAACUUACAAAACACUUUAUACUAAAUACAAUGAAAUUCUCUUUAUCCAUUUUUAAAUGAACUUUACUGAGCUGGUCUCGGACAAAUAUCUUAUAUGUAAAUAAUUUGUAAAUAUGAAUAUAAACAUUUCCUAUAAAUUCUUAUUUCCCACGUAUAUUUCUAUAACUGUAAAAUAAAAACUACACUGAUGAAUACAGUAGACUAAAACUGGACUUGUAUAUAUAUCAGGGUGAUUCUUGUAAUUUCGAAAAGUUAAAGGGCUACCCUCCAUUUAUGUUGGAAUUGAUGAGAAAAAAAAUGAAAAAAAAAUAUAUAAAGAAUAAAAAAGGUCGAACAAAAUGUGACUUUUUGGCAUUUUUUCAUUGUUUUUAUUUUUAUGGAAAAAAAUUACAAAUGACAAUAAAUGUUGUUUCCUGGUUAAUUAGAAUGUAAACAAGACAAAAAUAAUAUCUAUGAAGCUACACGAGUGAUUCCAGUGUUUUAUACCGAGGUUUGAAAAUUGGAGCAAUCAAGAUUUUUCAACUCUCUAGACUAUCGAAUGGCCGAGAUUUAAAUGGAUUUGAACAGCAGAAAGAAUUUAAAAUUUAACAAAAAGAUUUUAAAAUUUAACAAAAAGUUUUUAAAAUUUAACAAAAUUUUUUAAAAAUUUAACAAAUUUUUUUUAAAAUUUAACAAAUUUUUUUAAAAA
Messenger RNA from Patella vulgata (common limpet), 3606 nucleotides. RefSeq lists its product as uncharacterized. The transcript is spliced from 4 exons. The record is from RefSeq and is a predicted model, not a curated record. Lineage: Eukaryota; Metazoa; Mollusca; Gastropoda; Patellidae. The coding region runs from base 647 to 1684 and encodes 345 amino acids.